GCUAUUUAUAACCACAGUAUAGCAAACUUGUUUAAUAGUUUAUAGCAAACUGAGAGAGAAAAAAUACGGUAAACAAGCAAAAUAGCUUUAAAAAAGUAGCUUAAUAUUCGUCUCGUUGUAUGUAGCUGUACUUCACGCUUUCCUCCCUAACCUAAGUACGCGAACUGUGAGUGUUCCGUAAGUAGCUUUUCUUUUUACUGUACAUUGUGCGUUACGCUUCUUCUACCUACUAAGUACACUAAGUACACUGAGACAUUUUGUACCGAUGUAGUAUUUAACAGUGUGUGAUUAAAAGCUUCCUAACUACUGUAAACUGGUAAGUGUUCGUUCCUUCUCCUCUGUCUUGCAGUACACCGCAACAGACACCCGCAACCGAGCGGCGUAAGCAGCCGACCAUGGUCGAGUACCAUUUCGUCGACAUCGCUACGUACAGCCGCGGUUCGGUGUUUGGCAUCGGGGAGCAUAUGGUCGAUCGGGCCGUGUUCGCCCGCACCCACGUCCAGUGUUUGCUGAUACCGCGCUACUGGCUGCUGGAGAAACCCCAAAACCGGGGCAACAUCUGGAACCGUGUCCGGAUCUUUCUCGAGCAGCGGCAACCGUCGCGCGAACGACUGUUCCGCUGGUUCCUUGCCGAACUGCUGUGGCACCGGUACCGGCGGCAGCUGGUCGAUGAUUUUCUGCUCGUGCACGCACCACGCCAUCUGCCGCGGUUGAUCGAUGUACCGCUCGCGUGCCGUAUCGAGGAGUGUGAUGUGCAAUCCGACCACGACUAGCGCCGCUCAAUAAACCAGGAACGUUAGAUUUGUCUGUCUCAUUAUUAUCAUUACGCUAAUACCACUAAUUCAAAACACUGGCCAACACGCAACUGGCGGAAUUGGCAAUAAUAGUUUUCCACUGCCUAGCAUGUACACCGUACACCCUGCGCUGCUGCAACGUCCCGUUACGGUCCAUCGUCUAGCUGGUGUUCGUUUGCUGCGGUGCUGCAAACGGCUUUGGUUCGUUCAAUUCUUGCAGAUCGAGCAGAAUCGGGUGACAGUUGAUGCUUCGUUC
This is a messenger RNA of Anopheles stephensi (Asian malaria mosquito), 1050 nucleotides long. RefSeq lists its product as uncharacterized. The transcript has a single exon. The coding region runs from base 396 to 773 and encodes 125 amino acids. NCBI's taxonomy places the organism in Eukaryota, Metazoa, Arthropoda, Insecta, Diptera, Culicidae. The record is from RefSeq and is a predicted model, not a curated record.